UUUGCUGCGGCGGGGGUAUUAGUAACACUUGUUAACUUAUCUUUACCCGCUCUUGUAUUCGUUGUAUCACUUAUGAAACUGAUAAACAGAAUUCUCUGUCAAUUAAAACUCUUAAUCCGUCAACAUAUUCGUCAGUAGUCUAAGUAACGAUUGGACAUGAGGACCUUUCUGCUGGUAUUGUUAACGUUUCUGGCUGGCUCUGAGGCUUGGCUUCACUGGGGGAACUGUCCUGAUCUAACACCAAAAUUUAACCAGUACCUUAACACGUACUUCAACGGAACGUGGUACCUUAGAUCUGGAUACAAUAGUGAUCCUAUACCAGGUUUUGGACGCUGCGGCAACACAAAAUUUACCUACAAUAGCACAUCUAAAACAGCAAAAGUCAAAUUCACACAUCUUUCGUCUUGGUUGAAUCGUUGGGAAUCUGUCAAUGGAACUGUAACACCAUCUCAACCAUACACCGAUGGAAAAAUGAUAUUGGAAAUUCCUAAGAGAUGGGGAUUCUGGGACGAAACGAUGCCCUAUUGGGUGCUGACCGGAUAUUAUUACAUCGAUUAUACGGUUGUCUACAGUUGCAAAAACGUGCUAUUCAACUUUCACUACCAUAGCGCCCGGGUUUUAUCUCGUUCACCCGAUACAGAUUUGAGUAAUGUUGAUGACAUUUUGAAAUCUUUCAACCUAGAUCCCAGAAAAUUCGUGACGUACGACCAAAGUAAUUGCACUAAUCAUUAGGAAACCAAUUUUGUAAACAUCUAUUGAAGAAAAUGUUAAAAAUGUUAUCAUUUCAACGUUAUGAAACAAGAUGUUGGGUUUUAACUUUGUCAGUGUAUGGUAAAAAUAAUGCAAAAAAUAUGACAAAGAUUAGUUAACUAUCUUAAUUCCUAUUAAUCGUGCUUGAAUAAAAAUUUGAUAAAAAAUCUAGAAAA
Molecule: messenger RNA, 926 nt
Organism: Macrosteles quadrilineatus (aster leafhopper)
Lineage: Eukaryota; Metazoa; Arthropoda; Insecta; Hemiptera; Cicadellidae
Product: apolipoprotein D-like
Exons: 6
Coding region: 157-732 (191 amino acids)
Source: RefSeq, a predicted model, not a curated record